ACACUACAGUACACACAGUACGGGGUCGCAAACUCACAACUAAAGGGUCACAGGUUGAGCUGUCUACUAAUCCGUCCAUAUCAUACCCAGCAGGAAAGCAAGAUUGCAACCUCAUCACAUCAUCCCAUCACAAACGACAGACGCCAAUGGGCCAACAAGCACAGAAACACAAGUCGGUCGAAAGAAGCAGAGGUAAGCUUAAUGCUAUCCCGUUUACCACAGUCACAAUGUUUUUUUCUUUCACUCUCCCGAUGCCCUGUGCGCGCAGUAGCUUCCCCUGUUGCCCUCGCAUAUAUCCUUACAAACAAACGAGCGAAAUGUUCUACUCGGACCUCAUUUACCACCGUUCACGCCCGAAUCUCACAGUAUAUGUGAGCGGCAUGGGGUUGCGAUAAGAAUGGUUUGCGCUCCCGACAAAAGGACGCUUGAUGAGGUCCCUUCCCAAAGCCCAAAUUCUUCUCCGCUUUUACUUCAUCCUUAGUACCGUCCCUAUGGAGCCUAUAGUUUAUCUACCUGUGCUGACCCUCAGAUCUAUAGCACCGUCCUACUUCACGGCCGCCUUCCAUCCGAGCAAGUCCCGUGAAUAUCGCGAGCAUAGGCCCUCCAGCCACUCGAACAAUGCUGUCAUACGUUCGAUAGCCUGGAAUAAUCUCGGAAAUCGAAUUGCUUGUGGGCUCAACACAAACCUUGUUCGGGUUUGGAAUCCCGAGAAACCUGAAGCCAAAAACAGUACUGAGCUCAAGGGUCAUCUGAAAGAUGUCGAGAAGGUUGUCUGGGACCCAAUGCAUCCGGACAAACUGGCAAGUUGCUGUAACGGCCAGGUGAAAUUCUGGGAUUACAGGAUCAAUAGAUGUCUGGGAACCACGGUUACCGCAGGUGAUAAUGUGAACCUGGCAUAUCAUCCGGAUAGCAAGGUGCUUGCUGUUGGCACAAAGGAUGAUAGAAUCCAUUUUAUAGACCCACGGAAUGCCAGUGCAAUCCUCAAAACCCACAAAGAAGGCUCCCAGACUAACCAGGUGACAUUUUCUCAUAACGGCGAUUUUGUUCUCAUCACAACUAGUCUAGGCAAGGUUGUCCUUCGCCACUGGCCCUCCCUAGAGGAGGUGUAUAGUGUUGACGCACAUCACUCUGCCGUCAAUUGUUUACAGCUUGACCCCCGCGGAUCAACCCUAGCCAUCGGUGGUAGCGAUGCAGCUCUGAGUCUCUGGGACACAGCGCAUUGGGUUUGCCUCAGGACUUUGACAAGAAUGGAUGCGCCCAUUAAGAGCAUGGGUUACUCCUUCGAUGGUGCAUAUGUCUGUGCGAGCAGUGACGAGUCUACUAACAUUGAAAUUGUAUGUGUCCUGAAUUGCCCUCAAAGUAAUACUUUAGCUGACGGGUGUUUUGCAGGCCCAUUGUGA
Tuber melanosporum (Perigord truffle) is the source of this 1400-nucleotide messenger RNA. RefSeq lists its product as uncharacterized. NCBI's taxonomy places the organism in Eukaryota, Fungi, Ascomycota, Pezizomycetes, Pezizales, Tuberaceae. The transcript has 3 exons. The record is from RefSeq and is a predicted model, not a curated record. Gene Ontology annotation, molecular function: protein binding. The coding region runs from base 492 to 1400 and encodes 302 amino acids. Gene Ontology annotation, biological process: mRNA export from nucleus. Gene Ontology annotation, cellular component: THO complex part of transcription export complex.